Messenger RNA from Nylanderia fulva, 2564 nucleotides. The record is from RefSeq and is a predicted model, not a curated record. NCBI's taxonomy places the organism in Eukaryota, Metazoa, Arthropoda, Insecta, Hymenoptera, Formicidae.
UUUCGUUCUCUAUUUUUUUUUUCUUCAACAUUACAGUAUGUCUUCGUGGUGAUGGCGGUGCUGGUUCUGGAAGCCGGGGUCGGCGCGCUGGCGCGUCUCUACGAGGAGCAGGUCGGCCCCGAAUUGAAGAUGAAUUUGAACCGCACCUUCCUCGAGAACUACGCCGUACGAUCUCGGGAAACCGUGGCCAUCGACCAGAUGCAGAAAGAAUUCAAAUGCUGCGGUGCCUUGAGAUUUGAGGACUGGGUCGUGAGCGAGUGGCACAAGGACGAGGAGGUCCUUAGGAACGGUAGCGUCGUACCUGACAGCUGCUGCAAGACGCCGACGUUACUUUGCGGGAAAAGGGAUCAUCCCUCCAAUAUUCAAUACACAGGCUGCAUUUACAAGUUCCUGGAGACGACGAAGGACCACCUGAUAAUUCUGGGCGCUGUCGGGCUCGGCCUGUCGGUCCUCGAGCUCUUCGGCAUCGUUCUCGGUUCCUGCCUCUACAUAAAGCUCAGACACGACUUCGAUGACUGAGAAUUGCUUCAUUGCCCAGAGGGCAAUAAUAACGGCCAGUCGUGGUGCAGAUACAUGCAGAACAACUCGGAGUCCGUUUGAUCGUCGGAGUAGGGGUGGGAGAACGCGCGAUUACAGCCGCGGGAACGUUCAGAUGAAAGGGACCGGUCCGCGGACCUUCAUUUGCGACUCCCUCCCCCCCUAGGCCGUCAGAAGGGUAUCAACAAGUGAAACUCGAGGUAGCGAAUAAGAAGCGAUGCCGUUUUUUCUCGUCUCGUCUCGCUUCCCGCGAUUCAGCGAAAUGAACAAUUGGAAGAGGAAGUGAAAGAUAUAAAAAAAGGCACACGAAAAUAUAAGGUAUAAAAAUCGAUCCAAUUUAAGGGAUUAAGAUACUUUUCUCUCGUCGUCGAAAAUAUUAUCUGUCAGUGCAUCGAGAUUUAAAAAUCGAUCUAAAUUAAUCUUGAAAAAUGAUGCCAUUACGAAAUACAAGGAAAGGGAUGAGUACCGAGAUGCGUAUCACGUAGACGACUUUUAAAGUCGAUCGAUUUUACUCUUCUUCGUCUUCCCGUGUAUUUUGUAAUGGUAUCUACUUUAUUGUACGAUUUCGGAAUUUCUAUCAGCCCAGGAGAGAGCAAUAUCGAUAUAAAUUUUAAAAAGUUACUUGUAGCUUUUUCGGUGUUUUCUAAAGCGACGGUUUCGUACGCAAGAAAUUACAUCAAGACGUAAACAAUUUUGAUAAACGAGCAAUGUGCGCAUACAGAUGGCAUGUGCGCACGCUGGACCAGUAAAAUUUUCUCGACUGAAAAUUGUUGAUCGAUACGGAGCCAAUCGAGACUGCGUAAUUCACGACUGGCUCGAAACUGUAGUUCUUGCUGUCAACGGGAUGUUUGAGAGAGUAUAUUUUCUCCCGAAUAUUAAAAACAUAUACGAACUUGGAUCCUUUUUUUUUUACAACGCAACUGUCAGUCGUGACAUUAAAUAUGUAAUCUCUUAGAAGAAAAAAGAAAUUCGAAUGUAAUAAUAUAAUAUUUUUCGCGAAAGCGCCGAUUUCACUCGAUACUGCCAUUGCGAAUUUGCACAAUAUUUAAUUACGAUUUACUAACAAUAAGUACCGAUUAGAGUGCAUUGCAAUAAAAGAAGAAAUUAUUCUUUCGCGCGUAAGGGGAAAAACCAAACCACGUGACGUCUCCCGCGCGAACAAUAAGAUCUGAUUCGGUCGAGUAAUGUCAAUUUUCUUGCGAUCGGAUCGCGUGUCAUCGAGUUCAAGAGUUACACCUUUUUGCUUUCGUCUCUCUCGCGCGUCGAUGAAUAAAUAAUCGGGUAAUCAUCCGUCGUAAACUCGAUGAUGGAUCGCGAUCCCGUAUCUCCGACAGCGAAGACAAGUCUAAAAAAUCGAUUUAGACAUCGGAUAGAACUGUAAACCUGUGCCUUGAUGAUAUUGUUAAGCUCAGAGAUAUUUUAGAAUACGCGUAUAAAGAAAAAGAAAAUGAAAGAAAAUAACGUCGUGACGGUGUAAAUUGUUUAAAAAAAAACGGAGAAAAUGUGAAGAGAGACUUUAGGAGUCAUGUAAUAAAUUUCACACACGAACGGCAUGUAUAUAUUUAUCCGUUGCUUCGCAAAUGAGUACAAGCCUUUGCACAUUAUUUAUAAUAAAUAAACGCUUUUCUUUCUCGUACAACGGAAACGCGCCGCUCGAAUCCGCAAUCGCAGACUACGAAAAAUUUCCGAAAAUCUAUAUACUUUUCGACGAUUUUCAUCUCUCUUUUUGUCUCUAUCGUGUCCCGUAACAAAUUUUGAUAUAUAAAUUAUUUGAUAAUUAGUCGUCGAUAAUUGAACAUCCUUGCGAUUGCGGAUUCUACCGAAAUUGCGCGCUCGAGAAAGUUCAGACAUAUUUUACUACUGUACCAUUACAUCAUAUGUUAUUUUAAUCUUAAUAUAUAUAUAUAUAUAUUAUUGUCCUCUUUGCUAUUAUGUAUACAUGUAUUAUCGAUUAGCGUCUAGAAGAACUUUAUACAUAUUGUACAUAUCAAACGCUAUUCUGUUACGGAAUAAAUGUUUAAAUCGUA